AAAUGGAUAUUUACAAUCAUGAAUAAUGUGCUGCAGAUGGUUUUAGCAUAAUAAAAAUUUGACCGUCGGUUCAUUUGUAAUGCUUAUUAUCUAGAGGAGUUGUGAAGUUUGAUUUUUUUUUUUUCUUUAAAGAUAUGAGUACAUUACCAUAUAACACCCUCCUCUGAAAAUAAAUAAAUAAAUAAAUAAUAAAAAAUAAUUAAAAAAAAAAAAAAGAAAAAACUUAUUAUAGUCUUGUAAGUUUUGGCCACUAUGUCUUUAGUAAAUGAUGGCAAAGAGGAAACUAUUGGGUUGAGUAUUCUGCUUUUAAGUUCUUUAGCUUUUGUGCCGUUAGGAGCCUGCACAUUCUUACAUGGUUGAAGUGGGAUUUUUUGCAUUUGACACGAAAUUUAGUGAUUCUUCCAUUGCUCUGUGAGUAGAACUGAUUUUGACAUAUGAAAUCUUCAAAGAGUGUUUGGAAAAGGUUAUAUUGUUGGUUAUGGCUAGCAUAUCCUACCAUGGGAAUGUGAAAGAUUGGGACAAAUUGAUAAAAUGUACGAAGUUCCAUCUUGAAACUGUAAUUCUUGACAAGUUUAUUGUUAACAGGCCUAACACUUUGCUUGAUAGCUCAAGUAACCCCCACAUCCAUGAUAUGAGUGAUUAUGAGAGAGAGAUGCAGGACUUCUUCAUCGAGGUCAAAACAAUGCUUAAGAAAGGGGAUAUAAAUGACGCUGUUGAUCUUCUUCAAGCAAAUUAUGAAGCAGUUAAAGAACAGAUGGAUGCAGGUGUUAAAGGCAUGGAGCAAGCUGCUAUUCUUGACAUCAUAGCUUUGGGAUACAUGGGUAUUGGGGACUUCAAGCUUGUUGAGCGCCUGUUGAAUAAGUUGAGUGAAAUUGUUAGCAGUAUGAAGAAUGGUGAACCACUUCUCGAUUCAGUACUGAUGCAUAUGGGAAGUAUGUAUGCAGCUUUGGGGAAAUUUGAAGAUGCAUUGAGCGCGUACAGAAGGGGUCUUGAAAUUUUAGAGAUUAUAUUUGGAAAGCAGAGUCCUUUUCUUAUUGUACCACUUCUGGGGAUGGCAAAAGUGUUCGGUUCUAUUGGAAGGGUAAAAAAAGCGGUAGAGAUCUACGAUCGAGCAUUGAAUAUUUUGGAAACAAGCAGAGGUGCUGAAAGCGAAGAUCUUGUGUUGCCUUUAUUUGGUCUUGGUAAUCUUCUAAUCAUGGAAGGAAAGGCUUCAGAUGCAGAAAAUUCUUUUAAGAGAAUUUUAAGCAUAUAUACCAAAUUAUAUGGAGAAAAUGAUGGAAGAGUAGGAAUGGCUAUGUGUUUCCUAGCUCACGCCAAGUGUGCAAAAGGGGAUGUGGAUGAAGCUAUACGUUUAUACAGAAAGGGUUUACAGGUCAUGAAGUAUUCAAAGUACAUGGAUUUAGAUGAUGAUAUUAUGGAGAAGAUGCGGAUAGAUUUGGCUGAGUUGCUUCAUGUUGCAGGAAGAGAACAUGAAGGACGAGAGCUACUGGAGGAGUCCUUGCUGAUAGCUGAGAAGUAUAAAGGAAAUGAGCAUCCCAGUUCAGUGACCCACCUUUUAAAUCUCGCAAUCUCUUAUUCACGCUCUAAGAAGUUUGUGGAGGCUGAGCGCUUGCUGAGGACAAGUCUACGUAUCAUGAUGAAAUCUGUGGGUCCUGAUGAUCAAUCUAUAACUGUUCCAAUGUUGCAUCUUGCAGUUACUCUAUACCAUUUGAAACAGGAUGAAGAGGCUGAGCAUCUUGCUCUAGAGGCUAUACGAAUACGUGAGGAGGCAUUUGGAAAAGAAUCUCUCCCAGUUGGGGAGGCUCUCGACUGUUUGGCUUCCAUCCAGUCCAGAUCAAGGAAAGAUGAUGGUGAAGUAUUUGCUCUGCUGAAGAGGGUGUUGAGCAUCCAAGAGAAAGAAUUGGGCCACGAGAGUGAAGAUGUAGUGAUUACUCUAAAGAAGUUAGUUUUUUAUCUAGACAAACUGAGCAACAAAGAUGAAAUUUUGCCUUUGCAGAGAAGACUAUCCAUGCUUAGAACCAAAUAUAAGAAGUAUGUUAAAUCGUAGUUCCAUUGUAUCAUAAUUCCUUUCUUAGUUCAUAAGAUUAGGGUUAAACUCAAUCAGUUCAACUGGAUUAUAAGAUAACAUGAUCUCUGGUCUGUCAAAUGCCAUUCCUGUAAAAUAAUCACUGCUCAUAGUUUUUGAGUCUUCUGAUGCAAUGGCCUUAUCCUCUAAUAUAUGUUUAAUAAAUGAAAGUAUAUCAAUAUUUGCAA
This is a messenger RNA of Macadamia integrifolia, 2253 nucleotides long. RefSeq names its product nephrocystin-3. NCBI's taxonomy places the organism in Eukaryota, Viridiplantae, Streptophyta, Magnoliopsida, Proteales, Proteaceae. The transcript has 7 exons. Gene Ontology annotation, molecular function: protein binding. Gene Ontology annotation, cellular component: chloroplast. The record is from RefSeq and is a predicted model, not a curated record. The coding region runs from base 479 to 2047 and encodes 522 amino acids. Gene Ontology annotation, biological process: chloroplast organization.